AAUUGUAUACAUCAAGUAUGACUAGCGAUGACAUGCUAAUCUCCUGCUAUUUAAGCUUAAUCCUCCCCUAGCCAGGGGACCAAACUACCUCACUCAAUCUCUCUCUCUCACUCACUCACUCUGAGCUCUCACACUAUCUAGCUCCCGAUUGGCCUGGUGAGAACAUACUCAAAACUGCCUCUCUCUGGGACCAACCAGAGAACCCCUGAAUCUAAGUCCUAUAUAUCGCCAUAGCCCAGUGGCUUCUACUGCUCCCAACUGCAUUUCUUUGCAACGUUGCUCAAGGUCGUCGUUGGUGGUGAAUCUAACCUCACAGAUUCUUGGAACCAGACAUCGUCAAUGGGGAUCAUCAACUGGAUGCAGAACAGAUUCCAUGGGAAGACCGAGAACAGAAUCUUUGACGGCGGCGCAACUGCCACCAGUUCAUAUAGAGGCGCUGGAGCCCAAGAGAGACAAGAGACGAUCAUUCGUGAACCAGAGAAGCAUCUCGACGCCGAGCCAUGGCCUCAGGCGCCGGCGGGGCUCCUCUCCAUCGGCACGCUCGGCAGCGAGGAGCCUCCGCCGCCGGCAGCGCAGGACCUGCCGGAGUUCACCGUGGAGGAGGUGAAGAAGCUCCAGGACGCGCUGGCCAUGCUCCUGCGGCGCGCCAAGUCCAAGUCCAGCGCCCGCGGCUCCGCGGCCGGCGAGGACAGGCCGCCGCUGGACAGGUUCCUCAACUGCCCGUCCUGCCUGGAGGUGGACAGGCGGGUCCAGACGACGGCCAAGCACGGCGAGUGCGGCGGUGGCCAGGAAGGCGAAGGAGACCUCUCGCCGGACACCAAGAUCAUACUGACCAGGGCCAGAGACCUGCUCGACAGCGGCGGCGGCAUCAAGCAGAGGUCGUUCAAGUUCCUGCUCAAGAAGAUGUUCGCCUGCAAUGGCGGCUUCUCGGCGGCGCCGCCUCGGAGCUUGAAGGACCCAGUGGAGUCAAGAAUGGAGAAGUUCUUCCGAACGGUGAUCGGGAAGAAGAUGAAUGCCAGCUCGGGCAACAGGUCGUCAACGUCGAGGAAGUACUUCUUGGAGGAUGGAACCAGCAAGGGGAAGAGGCGAGGUGCUCGUCGUUGUGGUUGCCAAGAGGAGGAGGAGGAGAGGGAAGAGAGCUGCAAAUGGGACAGAACAGAUUCUGAAUUCAUUGUUUUGGAGAUAUGAAAGUGACAAUAUCAUGGUGGAUUAGUGAUGAGGCGACUAGAAUCAAGAAAAUGCCAAUGGUCAAAGUCAAUCAGGGGUCCUUGAGAUGGAGAAACCAAAUGCCCCCCUGCAAGCCAAGAUAUGAGUUGCUUGCACUGUGGAAACUGUCCAAUCUUUCUUCUUCCUCUUUUUUUUUUCCUUUUUGGAUGAGACAAGAAUCUCAUUCUCCCCCUAUGUGGGCAUGUAAAUACAUUUUGUGCCACGUAUAGUUGGACUAGGUAAAUUUUCAAUAGUAUUUUUAUACAGUUCGGUUUUCAUGUAGCCUUGGUAACCCAACAAAAAUAGCCUAUAUACGAGUUCAAUGGUUAAUUUACACUCAUCCCUAUGCCUCACCAUGUAAUAUACUCUCUUAGUCCUUAUUUGGAUGUAGUCGAAUCGCACCAAUCCACGUAGAAUGUUGGCGUGGA
Sorghum bicolor (sorghum) is the source of this 1634-nucleotide messenger RNA. RefSeq lists its product as uncharacterized. The record is from RefSeq and is a predicted model, not a curated record. Bases 340 to 1188 code for a protein of 282 amino acids. Gene Ontology annotation, biological process: regulation of growth; gravitropism. NCBI's taxonomy places the organism in Eukaryota, Viridiplantae, Streptophyta, Magnoliopsida, Poales, Poaceae. The transcript is spliced from 5 exons.